AUGGUGGCUUUAUGUUGGUAUUUUGGCUCGUUUCUCCUCCUUGACUUGGUGACCAUGCCACUGAGCACCGAAGCGGGCCACAGUUCAGCCAUGGAAGUCUUCAGAGACAAUUUCAUUAUCCCACCCAGGCCAGAGGCAUCCAUACAUCAACACAGUCAUCACAGAAAGCACAGAGGUCACAAGGAGAGGAAGACAGCAGGUCAGCUCAGAGAGAGGCCCCACAUUACUGCGCUCCAGACUCAAAAUGAAGGGCCAAACCUCAGUCCCGUCUGCUUAGAGAUGGAGCCAGAUAAAAGACGGAUAAUCACUCCGAAUAGAAACUCCAUGGGGUUUGAUUCUUUAAUUCCAGAGAAAAUGAAUAUUUCUCCUGGUUCUGAGACUCCUGAGAAGGCAAUGAGACAUCCCACUGGUCGCAAUAUGUUUGGAGGGCACUUCGUUAGGACUCAUGAUGAAGAGUCUUUGGCAGGAACGAAACGGAGGGUUUCUUUUGAUCAAAGGCUCAAUAAAAACUCCUUUUGGAGUCCCACAGAGCCAGUGUUCCCUGCAGCCACCGUUGGCUCCUUCAUAUCGCCCGUAUUUGCAGCAGUUGGUGGGGAGCCCGCCACAAAGCCAACCCCCUCCAGAAAACCACAGGUCAGAAGUUAUUUAGGUGGAGAUGUGACGCCCACUUUCGACAUGGCAUUCUUUGACUGGACUGAUUAUGAAGAUAUGAGGCAUCCACACAAAAAGCAAUUUUCUAAGAAGCGCGGUUCUGACAAACAGGCCACAAAAAGCCCCAGCACUGAACCUGUGACACUUACAUCAGAUAUGAGCUGCAAACAUCACCAAGAUUGUCUGCCAGGGUCCUGCUGCAACCUCAGGACACAUGUAUGUGAGCUCCACAACCGUGGCUUCAACAACAAGUGCUAUGAUAACUGCAUGUGUGAGGAAGGGCUUCGGUGCUAUGCUAAAUUACACAGGCAUUACCGCAUCACUCGCAAAAAGGGACAGUGUGUUGAUCCUGAGGGUAUAAGCUUAAACCGUGGCAUGUUCAUUAUGGUUUAAACGAGGCAGGAGAAUUUGUCAUAUUGUCCUUUCCAAAUGCAUGCUUUUAUAUUUCACUGUGUUGGAACAUUUUAUAUUCAUCCUUGUCAAUGUUCUUCAUAUAUAUCCUAUUAUUGCUUUCUUAGAUAUAAUUGUUUGCGAAAUUUGUAAAAUAAGACCGAUGAUGAUAAUUGCAGGAGAACAUGUUAUGUAUACCAGCAAAGCCAGUUGAUUCAAAUGAAUGAAUAUUGAGCUACUGUGUGUGUAUGUGUGAUAUUAAGAUUGUCAUUGUGAAAAUAAAUAAAUAAUUGUAUUCAUUGAAAGCUAUUGCAUGAAGACAUAAGUAGUUUGCAUUUUGUGUUCAUGUGGUUGAGUGUUGAGUUAUAGAUCAACUUGACUUGAGCAUGCAAAGACAGUCUAUUUAAUGUCGCAACUGCAUCGUCUGCCAGGGCCCCAGCUUCCAGUCAGACGAGCAGUUUCUGAAUGGACAUACAAAGAAGGACACAAGGGAGAUCUCCAUCCAUCUCACAUUAUUAAACCAUUAAAUCUUCCUUUCAGCUCGAAUCUGAAUUACUCUACAACUGCUUGUGCUAUGCUACAAUAAUGCUUUUCAUCAUGCUCAUUGAGAGCCAUGCAGUUG
This is a messenger RNA of Carassius carassius (crucian carp), 1663 nucleotides long. RefSeq names its product draxin-like. The transcript is spliced from 6 exons. The record is from RefSeq and is a predicted model, not a curated record. Lineage: Eukaryota; Metazoa; Chordata; Actinopteri; Cypriniformes; Cyprinidae. Gene Ontology annotation, cellular component: extracellular region. Gene Ontology annotation, biological process: Wnt signaling pathway; axon guidance. Bases 1 to 1044 code for a protein of 347 amino acids.